GAAGAUAAAACCCUUUCUAAUGAACAAAACUUAUCAGAUUUAAUUGAUUAUGAGGAAAGUUUGAAACAUUCUCAAUAAAAUUCGAAAAUAUCAAAAACAGACCGUUCAUCACUUGAAUAUGUGAAUAAAUUAGAGCAUUACCUAAGGAAUUAAAAAAAAACAUUGAAGCACGGCCAUGUCAUCAAUGAAAACAAGCAGUGUUCCACCAGCAUCAGCCAAUGGUAUGAUGAGGAGGAGUUCGGGAGGAGGGGGAGGCCUCCUCACUGGCAACGGCAUCCCUCCCCCCAGGAUUAACCGCCCCUUCAGGAGAAGUACCACUGCACCCGCAGAACAUUUCGGAGCUACUAGACUGCUCAUGUCCGACUUUCCCGUGGAGGGCGGAGAGAAGGACUCCGGCGGGGGAGGAGGAGGAGGUGGUGGUGGAAUGGUUGGAGGGGGAGGGAACAAAAUCGCCUCAGUCAUGGAGAAUUUUCAGAAGAAAGCACCUUCUGUCAGUCCCCGACAACAACAAUUGCAACAGCUGACUCAACAACAGCAGCAACAACAAGCACAACAGAUUGCCGCCUCAUCAACACAACAACAGAUGAUGUCGUCGAGCAGUAGCUCUAGCAGCAGCACAACGACGAGUAGCAGCAGUAGAGUGGCCAAGUCGUCGCAACGAGUGCACCACGUGACCUCGUCCAGCGAAAUGAAAGCCUCGUCGAUGAAGUCGGACCUGUCCGAACUGAAGUCGUCGAUCAGCGAAAUGAAGAAUCUGUCGACGCUGAACUUCAAGAAGUUGCGGAGCAGCGUCGAGGACUUGGAGGAUGAGGGAGGCGGGGGGUCUUCGGCGGGCAGCAAUGAGCCAUUGGUCACUUUUCCGGACCCCGAUACGCCUCCCCCCAAUGGGGGCCCCGCUAUUGGAGCCACCCCCUGUCUAAUGCCCCAGUUACAGCCGGCUAAUGCGCAUAAUGGCACCCUGAGCCUGGGCAGUUCUGCAGCGCUGGCGAGUUGUGCUGAGUCAGCAAUAACCAAAUCGGAGUCGGUGCAGCGGUUCGAGCAGAAGCACCACACCAAGGUGGUGCAUGAGUCAUCCUCCAUGGAGUCAUCCGCAUCCUUCCAGGAGCAGGCCAUGCGCAGUCGGCUCGACAUCGACGGCGUGUCCGCCGAGAAAACACUCAAUAUGGUGCAGGACAGGAAGGAACGUGGUCUGAAUCCACCCUCAGCUGUUCGGGGGUUGGGAGUUGGAAGGGGGUUUGGCGCCGAUAUGCUUAACGGUGUUAUGUUUCGUCGUCUUGGCGCGGUUAGAACUUUGUGCAAAAUGGAAUCUGGUGAAAAUUGUGCUAAAAGGAAUUUGGUGGAUAAUUGUGCCGGUGGUAGCGGAAACGUAAAUGGGGAUAACUUAGAGGAACAGAGAUCACUGAAAUCGGGGGAGAUAACUCAACAAGAAAGCGAGAAUUCAACCGCGGCAACGAUGCGACUUCAAACAGAUUCGUUUUGUGCAGAAAAAAAAGCGAUGGCAGCCCAACAACAAAGACAGACGAUGACGUCAUCCGGCAUUUUCAACCAUGAGAAGCACGUGACACAAUCUUCACAGUCCAACUUCAUGAUGACAUCGAAAGGCGUCUGCACCAAGUCGACACAGAGCUCCAGUUCACAGGUAAAGCUAUUAUUUUGGUACUCACUAUGCAACGUGCUGCGCAACUGCGGAGGCAUGGACCUGCUGAUGGCCAACUGUGACGUGGACGACCGGGAGCUGCAGUUCAGCAGUGCCCGCCUCCUGGAGCAAUGCCUCACCACCGAGAACCGCACCCAUGUGGUCGAGAACGGCCUCGAGAAGGUCGUCACUGUCGCCUGCGUCUGCACCAAGAACGCCAACUCGGUCGACCACUCCCGCGUCGGAACUGGUCAUACGAUUAAAUACAAAGAGCAUGCGCUGUUAAAACAGGCAUUAUCUUGUAUCCCCUGUGUCAAAAAUGCACUGUUUCAAGUGUGUCAAGCAUACACAAUUUCAAGUGUUAUUCAUUGGACGAAUACUCUCGGUGUAGACGAGAAUAAAUGGACUGAAUUGGUUUUGUGCAGGUACUCACUAUGCAACGUGCUGCGCAACUGCGGAGGCAUGGACCUGCUGAUGGCCAACUGUGACGUGGACGACCGGGAGCUGCAGUUCAGCAGUGCCCGCCUCCUGGAGCAAUGCCUCACCACCGAGAACCGCACCCAUGUGGUCGAGAACGGCCUCGAGAAGGUCGUCACUGUCGCCUGCGUCUGCACCAAGAACGCCAACUCGGUCGACCACUCCCGCGUCGGAACUGGCAUCCUGGAGCACCUGUUCAAACACAGCGAAGGCACCUGCAGCGAUGUGAUCCGACUGGGCGGUCUGGACGCCGUCCUGUUCGAGUGCCGCAAAAACGACGUCGAGACGCUGCGUCACUGCGCAGGCGCACUGGCCAACCUGUCGCUGUACGGCGGCGCCGACAACCAGGAGGCCAUGAUCAAGCGCAAAGUGCCCAUGUGGCUGUUCCCGCUCGCCUUCCACAACGACGACAACAUCAAGUACUAUGCAUGCCUCGCGAUUGCCGUGUUAGUGGCUAAUACUGAGAUCGAGGCGGCCGUGCUAAAGUCGGGAACUCUGGACCUGGUCGAGCCGUUCGUCACCUCCCACAACCCAUCCGAGUUCGCCAAGUCCAACCUGGCCCACGCCCACGGCCAGAGCAAGAACUGGCUGCAGCGUUUGGUGCCCGUUCUCAGUUCGAAGCGGGAGGAAGCCCGCAACUUGGCUGCGUUUCACUUCUGCAUGGAGGCCGGCAUCAAGAAGCAGCAGGGCAACACUGAGAUAUUCAGGGAGAUAAGGGCGAUCGAGCCGCUCAAGAAGGUGGCCAGUUGCCCGAACGCGGUCGCGUCCAAGUAUGCCGCGCAUGCGCUCAGGCUGAUUGGCGAGGAAGUGCCGCAUAAGCUCAGUCAGCAAGUUCCGCUGUGGUCGUCUGAGGACGUUUAUUGAACUUCUCGUAUUUAUUACAAAAAGAUUGGCUUUGCUGAGUACGCCGGAAACUUCAUUGAUAGCAGGGUGGACGGUGAUUUACUCCUUCAAUUGAACGAAGAUAACCUACGAGAAGAUAUAGGAAUUACAAACGGAAUCAGGAGACAGAGGUUCACAAGAGAGCUUCAAAACCUGAAGAAAAUGGCGGAUUACAGUAGCAGAGAUGCGUCAAACCUGAACACAUUCCUUCAAUGUAUCGGUCAAGAGUUUUCUAUCUACACUUAUUCCAUGCUCAAUGCUGGCGUUGACAAGGAUUCAAUUAGGGAUUUGUCAGAAGACCAGUUAAUAAGUGAGUGUGGAAUUAGGAACAGUAUACAUAGGAUAAGGAUUCUCGAAGCAAUUAGAUCAAUAGAGAGUAAUCUUGCCAGUUCACAAGAACAAAACCUCGACAAAUCGCUCGAUGUAUUUGUCAGUUAUAGGCGAUCAAAUGGAUCUCAAUUAGCAAGUUUAUUGAAAGUUCACCUCCAGCUGCGAGGUUUCUCAGUAUUCAUCGACGUAGAGCGGCUAGAGGCGGGAAAAUUCGACAACAACCUACUGCAGAGUAUACGGCAGGCGAGGCACUUUCUGCUAGUGCUCACGCCAAAGGCUCUGGAACGCUGCAUCGCCGACAACGAGUGCAAAGACUGGGUACACAGGGAAAUAGUAGCCGCCCUGCAAUCACAGUGCAACAUCAUUCCAAUCAUAGACAACUUCCAGUGGCCCGAGCCUGAGGAGUUGCCUGAAGACAUGCGAGCAGUAUGCCAUUUCAAUGGAGUCAGAUGGAUCCACGACUACCAGGACGCAUGCGUGGACAAGCUGGAGCGCUUCAUGCGCGGGGAGCUGAGCACGCGAGGGGGUGGAAUGGGAGGAGGAGUGGGCACCAUAAGCAGUGCGGCAAGCGCCAAGGGUGACGUGACGCCAUCGACGCCAUCUUUGGUGCGCGCGCCGCCCACCUAUCAGCGCAUGCACUCCAACGAGAGCGGAAAGGGAAGCGACAACGGCCGGCCGCCGACGACCGCCGAUUGACUAGAUGGGCAAGCCAGGCGCAGGAAGUCAUCUAGUCCAAUGCCCACCGCCUGGCGACCGCCCACCAGUCCUAAGGGCAGAACACGCCGCAAGAGGGCGAUCCCUUCGAGGGCCCAGAGCGAGGAAGGGCUCAUGGAGCGAGAGAGCAUCAGCCCUUUGGCCCAGUCACCGGAGCCCGUCUCAAGGUCACAGAGUCAAGACGACCUUGACAACUCAAGGUCACAGAGCCGGGACGACCUUGACACUCUCCGGUCACAGAGCCAGGACGGCCUCGACACAAGGUCACAGGAUGACCUCGACACCUCAAGGUCACACGACGACCUCGACACAUCAAGGUCACAGGACCGCACACCCUUGCCACCUUCAAGGACGCACAGCCUUGAAAACGUACUUGACACUCCGUCCUCACAACUACGUCCUGUUCUGGAGAAGUCUACCAGCCUCUGUGAAGACCUCGACAAGAUCUCUGAUUCAGUUGCGUCUGACAGUGAUACGCUCAAAAGAAAGAAAAACUUCAUGGAUCGAUGUGUGAAUAAGGUUAGGUCACUUAUUAAGAAAUAGAUUACUGUUGAUAGAUAAAUUAAUAUUUGGACCUUUGAACAUGAUUUUUGAAUUAUUUAUUAUCAAGGUAGUAUGAACUGAAACAAGACAAUCAAAAUAAUACUAUAGAAAAGGGAUACUGAUAAAUUAUUUAUUCUAUGAUAAUAAUAUAUUGUACCCAGAUUGAUACCUUAUUGUAUGAUACAUUUCAAUUCACCAGACAUCUCUUGAUCUCUAGAGUUCAUUCAAAAAAUGACUGUUUUUUUAAAUCAUGAUUUCAAAAUCAUUUGUUUAAACUUCUAAGUUUUAGAUUAUAAUUUUUCUAGAUGAAUUACAGUUAGGCUACUAGUGGAAAAACUCAUGUGGGCUAUUGACAGCGGUAGCAUUAUUAGUACCGUAGCUAAAUUACUGUUAGUAAUUCUAAACCUCAUUUUGUAAGAUUGUUAUUGCAUGUAAACCUAUGUGCUUGACUUGCUUAACAAACUUAGAAGAAGUUUGUGUUUCAAGUUUUUUUAAUUGCAGUGAUGUAGGUACUAGCUGAUCAAACUCAAGAUCAACUUGGAAUACCAAAUACCAGAACAAAAACUUGUGAAAUGAGUACCUAUUUUAAAAUCGUUUCCAAUCGAACUGAAGAUCAGUUUUCGAUUGAAAAACAAUAAUGAUCAAAAUAGGAAAACUCUUAAUGGAUGCGAUCUAGCAACAACUACAAUAAUUGAUCUACUAUACCGGUAAAGGCAACAUUCAUCUGAAAUUCGAUCUAUGACUUAACUUACCGGCAGGCCUACCUAAUGAUUCACUUUUCAAUCCAAUAAAAUUAGCAUACAGGUUUAAUAAAUUAUGUAAUAUAAUUAGUCUGCUAAAAGACCGCAUUUGUGGUUCCCAGUCUACAAUGAGAGACGGCAUCUACAAAAGUGAAGAAAGAUAACGCGAACAUUACAUAAAUCUUUUAUGAAUCUAUAAUAUAAAAAGUCGUUCUUGGAAGAAAUAGCGAUAACAAUUUAACCAAUUUGCUUUGUUUGAGAAAAAGCAAAAUUUUAUUGAUGGUCUUUAUUGAUGUGUUCACUCAUAAUUUGAAAUCAAUAAUAUUGACAACAAAUUUAUGAUAAUAUCUCCUCUCAAUUUUACAAAAAAUGAAGAAUAUUUAAAGGUCCAAAUAAAUUCUAGAAUAGAUGUAGGGCUACCAUAGUUUUGAAUCAAACAAAAUACCAGAAUAUCAAUCACUUUUGUGCCAUUCAAUAACAUAGAAUAAGAAUUGAAAUGUAUUGAGUCACUAAUUUUUUAUAGAAAAUUGUACCUAACAUCGUAAUUGUAGUAUUAAAACAUAAGUAAAUAUUGUAAUAUAGUCGGAUAAUUAUUAUGAAAGUAUUAAAAUAGGUAGCUUAGAAUGAUUUUAUCAAGCUAAAUUCAAGAAUUGUAACUCUGUAAAACCUUGGUUAUCCUUGUUAUAUUGUUGUUGAUUCUCACAACAAAAAAAUCGCAUCCAAUUCAGCUUUUGUACAUAUACACAAAUUGUAAAUAAAAAAUUGAAUUUGUUUUAUUAAAAAUUA
Nilaparvata lugens (brown planthopper) is the source of this 6108-nucleotide messenger RNA. RefSeq names its product NAD(+) hydrolase sarm1 (gene Sarm). The transcript is spliced from 18 exons. NCBI's taxonomy places the organism in Eukaryota, Metazoa, Arthropoda, Insecta, Hemiptera, Delphacidae. The record is from RefSeq and is a predicted model, not a curated record. Gene Ontology annotation, biological process: signal transduction; response to axon injury; negative regulation of MyD88-independent toll-like receptor signaling pathway. Gene Ontology annotation, molecular function: signaling adaptor activity; protein binding; NAD+ nucleosidase activity. Gene Ontology annotation, cellular component: dendrite.